Messenger RNA from Passer domesticus (house sparrow), 1845 nucleotides. RefSeq names its product adenosylmethionine decarboxylase 1 (gene AMD1). Gene Ontology annotation, biological process: spermidine biosynthetic process; spermine biosynthetic process. Lineage: Eukaryota; Metazoa; Chordata; Aves; Passeriformes; Passeridae. The record is from RefSeq and is a predicted model, not a curated record. Gene Ontology annotation, molecular function: adenosylmethionine decarboxylase activity. The transcript has 9 exons. Gene Ontology annotation, cellular component: cytosol. The coding region runs from base 147 to 1172 and encodes 341 amino acids.
GUGAAACCCGCCCGGGACGGACUGGGACCCGGCGGCGGCAGCAGCGCGGCCCGUGCAGCAGCAGCAGCAGCGAACGGUGGCGGCCGGGGGCGGCAGUUUGGUUGUCGUUUAAUUUCUGUGGUUGUUGGUUGCCGAGUUGUCUCACCAUGAAGGAGAGCGGUGCACACUUCUUCGAAGGGACCGAGAAGCUGUUGGAGGUGUGGUUCGCCCGGCAGCAGCCCGCGCAGCAGGAGCCGCACCAGAGCAAGGGGUCCGGCGACCUCCGCACCAUACCCAGGAUUGAGUGGGACAAACUUCUGGAGAAUGUGCAUUGUUUGAUCAUAAGUGUGACAAAAACUGACAAGCAGGAAGCUUAUGUACUCAGUGAGAGUAGCAUGUUUGUCUCCAAGAGACGUUUCAUUUUGAAGACGUGUGGUACCACCCUCUUACUGCAAGCACUGGUUCCCCUGUUGGAGCUUGCUAGGGAGUACAGUGGGUUUGACUCAAUUCAGAGCUUCUUUUAUUCACGUAAGAAUUUCAUGAAGCCUUCCCACCAGGAGUACCCACAUAGGAAUUUCCAGGAAGAAGUAGAGUUUCUUAAUGAAAUUUUCCCAAAUGGAGCAGCUUAUUGCAUGGGGCGUAUGAACUCUGAUUGCUGGUACCUGUACACCCUGGAUUUCCCAGAGAGUCGGAUAUCCAAUCAGCCUGAUCAGACCCUGGAAAUUCUGAUGAGUGAGCUUGACCCAGUAGUUAUGGACCAGUUCUACAUGAAAGAUGGUGUUACUGCAAAUGAUGUCACUCGUAUGAGUGGAAUUCGUGACCUGAUACCAGGUUCUGUUAUUGAUGCUACAAUGUUCAAUCCUUGUGGGUAUUCAAUGAAUGGGAUGAAAUCGGAUGGAACUUACUGGACUAUUCACAUCACUCCAGAACCAGAGUUUUCUUAUGUUAGUUUUGAAACAAACAUAAGUCAGACCUCUUACGAUGACCUGAUUAGAAAAGUUGUAGAGGUUUUCAAGCCAGGAAAAUUUGUGACAACUCUCUUUGUUAAUCAGAGCUCUAAAUGUCGCACAGUGUUUUCCUCUGCCCAGAAGAUUGAGGGGUUUAAACGUCUUGAUCACCAGAUUGCCCAAUUCAGUGAUUAUAAUUUUGUUUUUACCAGUUUCACAAAAAAUCGCCAGCAACAGCACAGUUGAUUAAGAAUGAAGAAAAAGCGCAAAAAGAAAUCCCGUAUAAAAGGUGGUGGUUGCUUUCUAGUUGAUGAUUCAGGGGGCCAUGCUUUCCACUCCCACCACCUUGUAGUCGUGGAAAGCCCUAGGUGUAAUCAUAGUAUAACCAUUUUGAAUUGUAUGCAUUAUUAUAUCAAGGAGUUAGAUAUCUUGCAUGAAUGCUCUCUUCUGUGUUUAGGUACUCUAUGCCACUCUUGCUGUGAAAUUGAAGUGCAUGUAGAAAAAUCUUACUGUAUGAAACUUUACAACACUUGUAAAAAUGAUUCAGGUAGAAUUACACACAGUAUAGUUUUUCUCCAAGUAUCACCAAAAAUUCCCCACAGACAAGGCUUUCGUCCUCAUUAGACUUCAGCCUCAACCUACUCACUGGGGACAGUUCUCUGUUAAAUUGUCACUUUUUUUUUAAUCUACGUUGUGAUUUCAGUCUAAAACAGUUUUUGAUGAACUUCUAUGAUUUCUAAUGAAACUGAUUCCUAAUUAACACUUUCAUGUUUGGAGAAACUUCUUAAAACAGUUACAAAUUGUUUUGCUACUACAGGUGGUGGUUGAUUUAUUUUUAAAUCAGACUGACUUUUCAUGCUCUAAUAAAGCUUCUAGGAAUUUGCUCAGCUCUCCUGUGGAGCUGGGCUGACGCAUUGGU